Molecule: messenger RNA, 3357 nt
Organism: Lachancea meyersii CBS 8951
Lineage: Eukaryota; Fungi; Ascomycota; Saccharomycetes; Saccharomycetales; Saccharomycetaceae
Source: the annotation of a GenBank genome assembly
AUGUAUAUAGAAACAGCAUUGACCGGCAGGUAUCAAGUACUGGUCCGUCUCACGAUCUUGUUCCUUCCCUCUGGUCGAGCACUGAGGUCGAUCCUAUUCAUUUGCGAUCAUCAUACGCUAAAUGACGAUGUACAAUUUCUACAUGGCAAACAGCACAACUUAGAGAACAAAAGUGAGCCACGCCAAGAUUCAAGUGUUGUGUCGGCAAGCUUGACGCCCGGGAGCAGUAUAAAAACAGGAGAAUAUACCAGAAUGGUUUCUGAGCACAACCAAGCGUCCCUUGAAGAUCUAGGAAUCGAACUAGUUUAUCAGAAUGCGCUGGAAAACCAGAUUGAAACCAGUGCACAGAGCGCCAUAGAUCAACAAACACUGGACCAGGAGCUUAAAAGAUUAGAGAGAGCCCAAAAUGCUCUGGAUAAAGCUGUCAGAAAACGGGAAUUGCUAAAACGUAAACUCAAUAAUGCGACUAGAAUCAGUGUACGGCAGAAACUGCAAGUCCAACUCCAGGCUUUGUCUACUGAUGAGAUAAGACCUCUGCAAAACGAUGUGAAUGAUAUAAAAAGUCGUGUUGCUUCACUGUCUGCGACGAAGAGCUCGCAAACGGCAUAUGGUGAUCCCACAGCCAGGCAGCCGACAGAAUCCGAGGAAGACUACCAAAUAAGAAUCGGUCAGAAAACGGCAUUUGGAACUAAAUCAGAGUUUCUUCUGGAGAAAAACGUUGAUCUCGACAAUCCUGGUGAGGGUGUCGAGGACGAUGGCACCCACAUGGAAUCUUCCGGAGAGGAUGCUGAGGUCGUCAACUCCGACUCUGACUAUCAUGCGUUCGACGAAGACCACUUGGAAGAAGAAAGCACUCGCAGGAAUACUGGUAUGAUCGACGACGGGGACGAACUGAGCUACCAACGAAGACUGAAACGGUGGAUACGUGAAAGAAGCAGGCGAAGACAUGAUGACCAAAAUCCAGCGACAGAAGAAUACCUCAAGUCCCAUCCCGAACACCAUGAUGCAAAACUUAAUGGAGAUUUCAAGAUACCAGGGGAGAUAUUUGACUUAUUGUUCAAUUACCAGAAGACUUGUGUGCAAUGGUUGUAUGAGUUAUACCAACAAGAGUGCGGUGGCAUAAUCGGUGACGAGAUGGGUUUAGGAAAAACAAUUCAAAUGAUAGCUUUUCUGGCUUCCUUGCAUCAUUCUAAUAAAUUAGAUGGGCCUGUCAUUAUCGUUUGUCCGGCAACAGUACUACGACAGUGGUGCAAGGAGCUUCAUACUUGGUGGCCUGCUUUUAGAACAGUAAUAUUACACUCCAUUGGCUCGGGCAUGACUCAAAAAGACACUCUUACUGAAGAACAGCUCGAAGAACUUGUAAUGAACUCGAAUCCUGAUGAGGUCUCGUUUGAUGCUUACAAGGAGAGGAAGAAAGUUAAAAGCAGUAUAGAAAGUGGGAGGGCUCGCGACGCUCUUAUUGAAAAAGUCGUCACGAAAGGUCAUGUACUUAUAACAACAUAUGUUGGUCUCAGAGUUUAUUCUGAUAAACUUCUUAAUAUCAAAUGGAGCUAUGCAGUGUUGGACGAAGGACAUAAAAUUCGAAAUCCUGAUGCCGACAUUUCACUGACGUGCAAACAAUUGAAGACGAGAAAUAGAAUAAUUCUAUCGGGCACACCGAUUCAAAAUAACUUGACAGAAUUAUGGAGUUUGUUCGAUUUCAUAUAUCCCGGAAGACUUGGAACACUACCGGUCUUCCAGCAGCAAUUCUCUGUUCCGAUCAACAUGGGUGGGUAUGCUAAUGCCACGAACGUUCAGGUACAGACUGGUUAUAAAUGUGCCAUUGCGUUGCGAAACUUGAUUUCACCAUAUCUACUGAGAAGGAUAAAAGCAGACGUCGCAAAAGACCUCCCACAGAAGAACGAGAUGGUUCUUUUUUGCAAGUUAACGAAGUAUCAGCGGGAUAAAUAUGUCCAGUUUCUCAACUCGGAGGAUUUGGUUAAGAUCAGGAAUGGGAAACGGCAAGUUUUGUUUGGCAUUGACAUUUUGAGGAAGAUAUGCAAUCACCCCGACAUGCUGGUAAAGAACGAAAGGCAACACGAACUUUCUUAUGGAGACCCUAGGAGAUCCGGUAAAAUGCAGGUCGUUAAGCAGCUCCUCAAAUUAUGGCAUGGUCAAAAAUAUAAAACACUGCUCUUCGCUCAAACCCGACAGAUGCUUGAUAUACUUGAGAAAUUUCUUUCUAAAGAUGCAGAAUUGGCCGAAUUGAACUAUUUGAGAAUGGAUGGCGCCACAAGUAUAGGCUCUCGACAAGCUCUUGUCUAUUCUUUCAAUAAAGGGCCGUACGAUGUUUUUCUACUUACCACCCGAGUUGGUGGGCUUGGAGUCAAUCUUACUGGUGCUAACAGAAUCAUCAUUUUUGAUCCCGACUGGAAUCCAUCUACGGAUAUGCAAGCUCGUGAGAGGGCUUGGAGAAUUGGCCAAAAACGGGAAGUCUCCAUCUACAGACUAAUGAUUGCAGGCUCAAUCGAGGAAAAGAUAUACCAUCGCCAAAUUUUCAAGCAAUUUCUAACAAAUAAAAUCUUGACGGAUCCCAAACAGAAACGUUUUUUCAAAAUGAACGAGUUGCAAGAUUUGUUCACUUUAGGCGGUGAUUCAGGUCUUUCAAAUGAGACUUUAGAGAACGAAGUCCAGAAAGAAACCGCAAACCUGAAAAACUCAAAGACCGAAGAGGGUGACGAUUUUGAGGAAGUCGUGCAACUUUCUGGAGUUUCCAAGCUAGAGGGCUUUUUCAGCGCAAAGGACAAAGAAGAAGGAAGUAGAAAUGAAGAUGAUCGUCUCAUGGAUGUCCUUUCAGGAGGAAAUGUGGAAGGUGCAAAGAGCCAUGCAUCUGUGGUAGAAUUUCACUCAAGGCCUUCCGAUGAUAUUAUAUCGAAAGAGGCCACACGGAUUGCAGAAGAUGCAGUAGCAGCAUUACGGAAAUCAAGAAAAGUUACAAAGAACUUCGAAGUCGGAACUCCUACAUGGACUGGUAAGUUUGGGACUGCUGGCAGGGUUAAAAAGAAAAAAGCUGUUGGUACUUCACUGGGCUCUGCUGCCAUUUUAUCUAACCUAAGGAAAAAAGAGCAAGUUAAUGAGGAAAACUUCACGGACAAACGACGUGAGGAAGCUGCGAAAACGAUGGAAGGGAUCAGAUCUUUCUUUCUCACUAAGCCUGCCUUUGCUGCUAAGUCUGUUGAAAUCGUGGAACACAUGGGUAUCAAACUAACUGCCAAAGAGGAUAUUAUCAAAAUACGAGCUUUGCUGAAGCAAAUAGCUACAUUUCAACCGACAGACGGCCGGUGGACGCUGAAAGACGACUUGGCGCCAGCAUCGUAG